Talpa occidentalis (Iberian mole) is the source of this 3957-nucleotide messenger RNA. It is a transcript of the gene CCDC191, whose product is annotated as coiled-coil domain containing 191. The transcript has 17 exons. Gene Ontology annotation, molecular function: phosphatase binding. Bases 18 to 2861 code for a protein of 947 amino acids. Lineage: Eukaryota; Metazoa; Chordata; Mammalia; Eulipotyphla; Talpidae. The record is from RefSeq and is a predicted model, not a curated record.
UGCCUUCCCUGCAGACAAUGGAACUACAACUCCCAGGGAGACCCGGAAGCAACCUCGGCAACGCGCGGCUGUUGCAGCUGUGGCCGAGGUCCGGGCCUGAACCUGGACCAUGCUGCUGGCGCCCCAGGAAAGGUCCUCCUCAAGGAAGAGGACGGGGCAAAGUCGCUGGAAACGACUUACAAGGAAGUCGAGUCCCAAGCCUGCUUUUGACCCUGACAAUGUGGAACACUGGGUUGAGAGAGUGGAGAAAGCCUCAGAAUUUGCAGUUUCAAAAGCAUUUUGUGCUGGAAAUUCAGAUUUAUCCAGGUUUUGGUACCAAAGCACAGAUAUGGAAACAUCUGAACAAACAGAGGAUCAUGAUGAAGUCUAUGCAGAAGGAGCUGGUCAAUGACUGGUUAGAUACCAAACUUAAACAGGAACUAACAAGUGAUGGAGAAGGUGAUGAUGAAGGAUACCCUGUGUCAAGUAUCCCUUUUCUGUCAGAAGCCAAUGACCACUUGAAAUAUGACAAGUUUGAUGAUUUAUGUAGAUAUUUGGAGGAAGAAGAAGAAGGUACCACCGUUCAAAAAUUUAUAGACCAUCUGUUCCAUAAAGAUGUGGUAGAUUCUGGGAUGUUGGAAGAUCUUGGAAUGAAGGGAAACCAAGACAAGAAGCAGCAGAAGGAUCCUCGUCUUACCAUGGAGAUGAGACAUAAGCAGGUAAAAGAAAAUCGCUUAAGACGUGAGAAAGAACAGGAGCGGCAGAGAAUUGAAAAAACCCUGAAAAAAUCAGUCUUCUUAGAGGCUCAGUAUUUGGUGCAAGGUGAGAAGAAAAGAAAGGCUCUGGAGGCCAAGAAAGAGGAAGAGGAGAUUCAAAGGGAGAUGGUGAAGCUGCGGAGGGAGAUAAUUGAGAGGAAACGCACUGUGGAAGAAGCAUGGAAAAUAGAAAAGAAAAGGCAAGAAGAAAAUUCUCCCAAAAAUCCAGAAAAAGGCAUGUUCGAAAGGGUUCCUAUACUGCUGGAUGAAGGAAAAUUGGCAAAAGAAAGAAAGAAGAAACUGAAAGAGUUAUUAAUCCAAACUUUCAAGGAAAAUCAGCAGUGUCAGAAACGCUAUUUCUCUGCCUGGCACAAGCUGAUUCUUGAUCACAGGAUUAAGCUGGGGAAAGCUGGAACCCUGUCCGACUGGAAGUUUCAACUGAAGGUCCUGCGAGCCUGGAGAGAUUACACAAGAUCCCAGAGGCUGGAACGGGAAACGCAAGCUAUAGAAAAUGAGCUUAGGGAAGAAAACAGAAAACAACAACUGGCCACUGAGUAUAACCGAAAACAAGUUCUCCGACAGCGCUUUGCGGAAUGGCAGCGUUGGCAUCGCGCAGAGAUCCUAAAGAGAGAGCUAACUCUAGCAAAGGAAGAAACCAGGAAAAAAAUGAAUGAGCUGCUGAAGGCAGCAUCACUGGGGAAACUCAGUGCAAGUGGGUCAUCGGGCUUCUGUAUACUUGAGGAGGCAACAUCCACAGUGGAUCCACCUAUAAGAAAUGGAGAGGUGACUGCCAUGUCCCAUUUGUGGGAAAAGCCUCCAUCAGAAUGCAAUGAUUUUAUGCUCAGCCCCCCAUUGGGACGACCAACAAAGAGCAGCAUACAGGUUCCCCUCCAAAAUGUCCCUCAGAACACAUCUGACAAUAAGCAGCACAAGACCCUGGAUGUUGAGCCCUCCCAACAGCCUGGCGGCAGUGAGAAACUCAGAACUACCAGUCAGAAAUCAGAACCUAUUUGCAUGGGUCAUUUCCACAAUCGCCAUAUCUUCCAGCAACAGCUGAUUGAAAAACAAAAGAAGAAACUUCAGGAACAACAGAAAACAAUUCUGGAAUUGAAGGAAAGCCAGCGGUUGGCAGAGGCUCGGUGGGCAGCUGAGCGUGCUGCAUCAGUCACAGAGGCACAGGGCCGCCUAUUAUCAAACCCCAGAGAAGAAGAACCAAAAAGAACCCCUCAAUUACUUCCAAAUUCGCCUGUUACUUCCCCUGGGACUGAAGGCAGUGGAAGUGACUCCCGAAAUUCUCUUUCUGGAUCCAGAAGGAACCCAAGGCAGCUGAUGGCACCCCAUUCCAUACUGAAAGCCAUGGAAGAGAGAGCAGCUCAGCGAGCUGAACGUAGGCGGAUCUUGGCAGAGAGGAAGAAAAAACAAGAAGAGGAGAAAUUGGCCCAGUUAAAAGCCCUAGAAGAAGAGCGUCAGAAAAGGGAGGCAGAAGAAAAGGAAGCUCAACUUGAGAAAAAGCGACAAGAGAAGAAACUGAAGAAAAUGAAAGAACUAGAGAAGCAGAAGAGAAUUAAGAGAAACCAGCAGAUGGAAGCAAUAGCCAAAGAACAUUAUGAAAGGGUCUUGCUAAGAAAAAAUGGUCUGGAGCCUUGGAAGAGAUUGAGAAUACAAAGCAAGCAAAACAUGCAGGUGGCCAAAGAACAUCACUCUUUGGCCUUACAGAGGAAAUGCCUGCUGACCUGGUUCCUGCAGAGCCAGGAAAGUCUGGCUAAGAAGACAGCCCAGGCUGAUCAGUUUUAUUCCCAAGUAUUGCUUAGGAAAGUCAUCCGGAGCUGGCUGCAGUACCUGACUGAUUUGGAGAUAGAAAUACAAGAACUACAUAGACAUUUUCUUCAGAAGAAGAUCUUCAGGACCUGGUUUAACAUCGUCAAGGAGGCCAACAUCGAUUCUCAGAGCAAGCACGAGAUUGCUGUGGAGUAUAAUAACAGGAAGAUUCUCUGGAGCAUGUUUCAGACAUGGAAGAAAUUCACAAGAUUUAUGAAAGAGGAAAGAAUGAGAGAAGAAAGGCGAGAGCAACUCCGUAGGAAGGUGACUGAAAUCCUUCCAGACUUUCAGGUGCUGGCAGCACCGUGACUCUUAGCGGUCCCCAUCACUGGCUACAUGGCCCUGUGUACAACACGCCCUUGGUGGGCCAGUGAACACAAGCCAGUGCGUUGCUUAGAAUAGACUCUCUUUUGGUCCCUACAUGUGUUACCUCCACCCACCCACGUACAUAUGUGCAUAUACCUGUCUUAUCUUUCAUCCAAUACUUCUUGCAUCAAAGGAAGUAAUUGAGAAUUUGUACUUUUUUCCUUGAGUUCUCUUGAAUUACUAGUCAGUUCGCUAAAGCAUGCAUUACAGCAGGAUCAUCCAAAGGAAGUCUAGAAUUCUGCCAUUCAAAUGUCUCCUAUAUAAUUUUAGCACUGUAAACUUUGAGAAGGCCAAGCCUGCCUGAAUCUGUGACAGAAAAUGUGUCCUUAUAGCUUAGGUUGUGGCCAAAUGUAAAUUUAAUUAAAUACAAAUUAAAAGUAGUUAGAAAGUAUUUAGAAAAGGAGGCAUGGGAGUGGUCGGUCUUCCAGUAACUGAUCAUCACAACAGGGAUUCUGCCGACCCUGUCCCUUCUGCCCACCCCACAUGGAAAACCGCCUAUCAAAAGGUACUCCAGGCAGCCACUACAAAGGGCAGAGGGGAUCCUGAUUUUAGAGAAAUUGAAGCUCCAAAGACACCUCCCUUCAGUGCAUCUUGAUAAGCACGUACAGAAUUCCAAAAGCUAAUAACUAUCAAAGCAAUCUAGGUAUUUAUUAAAAUGUCUAUUCAUGCUCCCAAAUGCAUCUUUUAAAUAACACAUUCCAUCAAUCUUCUAGUUCUCAGCUCAGUUUGAUUGGAGUUUGAUCUAUAUAUUGCCAUACUUACCUUGAAUUCAAAGAAUGUUUUGAGCUUUAUUGGGCUGAAAGACUGUAACAAUUGGCAAAAUCCUCCUUCCUGUGAAUUAUUGUAGAGAAUUAACAGAAAAAAAAUUUUUCAUUACAAAAUACGUAUUACAAUAUACCAAAAUAGUGAUAAAUGCUCACAGUAAAACCAGAAAGGCCUUUGUAGUCCAAAGGUAACUACCACUAUUUGGUAAGUUGAAUAUCUGAGUUGGUAAAAUAAAAUUCUGCAUGUUAUUCAGUACAUACAUUCUGUUACUAUU